UUCAAAACGACACGGAACUGACACGUUUUAUAAUAUUGAGCUUAUCUUAAGCCCAUACUAUCUAGUUUUUACACGCAGAUCAAUGCAAACAGAACAAGAAACAUCUCCAUAAAACCAACCGGCCAAGCCUCCAACUUUCACCGCCAAAAACCCUCAUUUUUUGCUCCAAAAUAAGCGAAAUAAUGGAUCAUUCCGGACCCGAAAACCUCAUCCUCGUAUCCCGUGAUCCGGACGGCGUCGCUAUCAUCACAAUCAACCGUCCCAAAUCCCUCAAUUCGUUGACCAGGUCCAUGAUGGUCCGUUUGGCCCAUGAGAUCAAAGCUCUGGGUAUUGACGACUCGGUGCGGGUCAUCAUUCUAACUGGAUCUGGUCGGGCGUUCUGCUCUGGCGUCGAUCUGACUGCAGCGGAGGAAGUAUUUAAAGGAGACGUGAAGGAUGUGGAAACCGAUCCCGUCGCGCAGAUGGAGCGGUGCAAAAAACCCAUAAUCGGAGCGAUUAACGGGUUUGCAGUAACGGCCGGGUUUGAAAUUGCCCUAGCGUGCGAUAUUCUGGUAGCUGCUAAAGGAGCCAAAUUUAUGGAUACUCAUUGUAGGUUUGGAAUAUUUCCUUCAUGGGGACUGUCUCAAAAGCUUCCACGGAUUAUAGGAGCUGGAAGGGCGCGUGAAGCAUCACUAACUGCCAUGCCAAUAAGCGCAGAGCAGGGAGAGAAAUGGGGAUUGGUUAAUUAUGUAGUUGAAGGGAGUGAAUUAUUAAAGAAAUGCCGUGAAAUUGCAGAGGCUAUUAUAAAAAAUAAUCAAGACUUGGUGUUGCGAUACAAAGCUGUUAUUAAUGAUGGAUUGAAGCUGGACUUGAAUCAUGCUCUUUCUUUAGAGAAGGAAAGGGCACACGAUUACUACAAUGGAAUGACAAAGGAGCAGUUUAAGAAGAUGCAGGAGUUCAUAGCUGGUCGUGGAGCUAAGAAAGCUUCUUCUAAAUUAUAGUUUUGAUUGAUUAGUUGCCGUUUUUAUGGCAGAAAUAAACAAGUUUGCUGGCCCUUGAAAGUCUGAAAAUGACCUGUAGAUUUUUGUGUUCUUGCAUUAUGAAUUUGUGAUGAUUUUGGGCUCAGAUACAAUGUUUGGGAGAUUCCACCAAUAAUCCUUGAAAAUUAAUGAUCCUUGAAAAUUAACAAAUAAUCCUUGAACAUUAAUGAUUGUAUAAAUAUCAAAAUUGGGAUUCCAAUCUACUCUACUAUUGGAUUUAGGUUUGAACCAACAUGAACUCAGGUUAACAAUAUAAUGGAGCAGUGGGAAAAUUUCCAAGCCUAAUGCUUUACAAAUUUAAUUUAGGUUUAAGGUUAAGAAUAUAUUUUCUAUUAUGCUUCAAAGAUUGCUCAUAGAGCUUGAGCAUGUGGAUACUAAAUGUUCACAGUGUCUUUAUGUCCUAAAUCCAUGCUCUUUGUUAUACCUAUGUAUGAUGCUGAGGAAAAGAAGUAUCUUCGACACAGGAAAUUUGAGUUAGAAUAUAUUUAUGAAUCCAGAUGAGAUUUUUCAAGGUUGGCUGACUAGCCAAGUAUAUUUGGUGAGAUGAAUAGCCGUGAAGUCCAGAUUUAAUUAAAUUUAGUAUAGUCUGUAAGAUGCAGUAAAAAAGGAUCAAUUUUGAUAGAACCCAAGUCAAAGUAGUACAUGUCCUACAUGAUAAGAAGUGGAAUAGAAAAUAGGCAUUUUCCCUGAAGAAUAUGGGCUGAUUUAUGCUGUGGAAAGCAGGUUUUGCUUACCUAACUUUAGCUGUAAUGGUUAUCUAAAAUAGAAAUUCAUUGUUUGGUGAUUUAAUAAACAAGGAAAUAGAGAAAAUGGAUUUCUGAUUUAUAUCAUGUGACUAAUCAGUUAUCACAUGAGAUAUUAAGUUUAAUAUUUGGGAGGACUGUACAAAAGUCAGAGAAAUAUAAUACUCAAUUCAGGAUCACAUGAGAAGCUGCUUCCAAGUUCUAACCUAUUAAAGAACAAAAGCCACAUUACUAAGUACUGAUAAAAAUAAAGAAUAAAAUCACCAUAAUAUAUCUGCUAAAGAUAAUAUGAUCAGGACAGAGACAAGUUAAAUUAUGUUUCUACUAGUUUAAACUCGAAUUAUAAGUGGAUUCCUACCGUGUACAUUUUUGUGACGUCAUUGUUACUUCACCUUAGUAUAUGCCUUAAGAUAUAUUUUAGUUUUAUUGUAUCCUUGGUCCAACUAAUACUGAUCUUCUUUGGAAGUGAUUUAGAUCUACUCCUUUUAACCUAAGAAGCUUGAUUAUAGCAAAGUCUCUGUCCGUUAUCUUGGUUAUUUCUCUGUAGUUCGGCUUAAGUAACUUAAAAACACCUGAUGCAUGGUUAGAGAUGGGAGUCUUUUAAGUACCAAACAUCAAUUAUACUGUCACCACCUUUCUUGAAAAGAUAGUCAGAUUUGAGAGUAAAACUCGUACACUGCUUCCUUUCUUGAAAAGAUAUCAUCAUAUGUCCUACCUUCAAGACAUCAUUUCUUGUUUCAUCUUCUUUCCUGGAGAAUAACAUGAGAACCAGUAGAAUUUUGGCUGUUCUAUUUGCCUUGAUUAUUAUUCACGUUCUCAUGUCUUCUCUACUGUUCUUCCACCAUGAUAGAGAGAUCCGUCCAGAAGACAGAAAUAUAAGGAGACUGCUAGUGUCUGUCUCUUCAUUUUCAUCGAACAUAAGCAAUUUAAGUGGAGCCAUUAAAGAUCCCCAGAAAACUCUGGAGACAAGUCAGAGGAAGGCACCACCAAGCCUUUCAAAUCCUACUCAGAACAAGUAAACUCAGCAGUAUUCAUGUAGAGAUCUCUAAAAGAAAGAGAAACUCAACUCUCGUUUAAAAUUUUCGCAGCUUCUAUUUCCUCCGUAGUUUCAAUUUUUAGUAGAUAGACGAAUUGGAUCCCUAUACAGUCUUUAAAUGCUAGGGAUUUGUAAUUUAUUUGUCUUUCCCCAGGUUCUUGUUUUCAUAGUACAUUUUGAAAGAUGUAAGGUUGAACUGUGUUAAUUGGAACACUGUUUAUUCCAAAACAAAUGUCGGGUUCUUGUUUUUUGUGAGUUAGUUAUUUCAAAACUAACAGUCUGACUGAUUAUUCUGCUACUAAUUGGCUCAAUCCAUGUGUUUUACAUCCUUCUUUCUACUCAUAUCGAUUAAUUUUCCUUCAUUUUUAUUCUAAAAUUUUGCAGAAUAUGGAACUUGAUGAAAUUUGCACAUGAACUGGCUUCUGUCAUGUUGUUGUUUACCAGUUCUUCAUGUAGCUUCAUGUGAUGUGUAGGGAUGGAUGCUUAAAUUCUUUUUGCAAGAAGCCAAUGCAAAAUGGAUGCACAUGUUAAAUCUUCCAUAUAGCACUUUGCUGUUAGAAUUUGCAAAUCCUUUUAGAUAGAGGAUAAAUCUUACAGCCAAAACGGUAUGAUGAUUCUGUCUCUCUCUCUCUCUCUCUCUCUCUUUCCCUUUCUCAACUCUGUUGCCCCCAGCAUAAUAUAACUUUUGCCCUGGUUUACCACGCAUGCUUCUUGGAAUGCUCAUGUACUUAAGUUCAUCAUCUUAAUUUUCUCUGGUUUCAGUAAUCUGCUAGUUAAUACCUGGAGCCUUGACAGCUUGACUGCUUGUAGGAACUGCUGCAGUUCUAAUAUUUAAGCUGAUAGAGACACUGAGACACGCUGUGGUUUUAGCUGUUGCAGAGUUAAAUAUGGGCAUGACAUUAAUGCCAGAGAAAGAGAAUCUUGGUGAACGUGAUAGUUCUUAGAGGAGACCAUUACUGGAAGAAGCGGCGACUCUCAAAUUGGGAGACAAGAUUAGGUAGUCAAUGGGAGAGCUUUUAUAAGAGUAAGCAAAGGUAAUUAUACAGCAAGUGGACCUCCUCUCCGUUCCCCUGUGCAAAGGACCAAGACAGUUCGCUUAUUGCAGUGUCUGUCCUUCCUUUGUUUCAAUUUCACGAUUUUUCCAGCUUUACUAGCUGAAUUGUAUUCAAC
Messenger RNA from Jatropha curcas, 3968 nucleotides. RefSeq names its product enoyl-CoA hydratase/isomerase A (gene ECHIA). The record is from RefSeq and is a predicted model, not a curated record. NCBI's taxonomy places the organism in Eukaryota, Viridiplantae, Streptophyta, Magnoliopsida, Malpighiales, Euphorbiaceae. Gene Ontology annotation, cellular component: peroxisome.